GGGGCUCACGUGGGAAAGCUUUCUGGGAGUGAGGCGACAUGGGGAGAAUUUUGCUUUGGUGGACGUAGGUAGCGGACAGGCCGUCUGGGUUUUCUUCGGAUACUUAGCGAUAGGACCCUUUGCUGGCCGUACUACGAUUUUUCCCCUCCAAACGCCCUUCAGAGCGUUCCGCGCCCGGAGAGGCUUGCGGCUUCCACCCGGCCCUGCUCGCGGGUGCCCGCUGCCAUGGCGACCCUGCUGCGAGCUGCCCUGCGCCCUCUCCGCCCGCCCCCCGGGCACCGGGGGCCGGCUGCAGACGUGCUGCUCCGAGGCGCGCGCCAUGGCGCCGGCCAGCUCUACCCUGAGCACAUCCCCACCUCCCCGCUGCAGAAGGUUCUGCUGGCCGCGGGCUCGGCCGGAAUGGCCCUCUACAACCCGUACCGCCACGACAUGGUCGCGGUUCUAGGGGAGACCACAGGACUUCAUGCCCUGAAGGUCCUCAGGGACCAAAUGAAGAGGGAUCCAGAGGGUGCCCAGAUCCUACAGGAGCGUCCGCGGAUCUUACUGUCCACCCUUGACCUGGACAAGCUCCGUAGUCUGCCUGAGGGCUCACUUGGCCAAGAGUAUCUCCGUUUCCUAGAUGUGAAUAGGGUCUCCCCAGACACCCGAGCACCCACCCGAUUCGUGGACGAUGAGGAACUAGCAUAUGUGAUCCAACGGUACCGGGAGGUACACGACAUGCUCCACACCCUGCUGGGGAUGCCCACCAACAUGCUGGGGGAGAUCGUGGUGAAGUGGUUUGAGGCUGUCCAGACCGGCCUGCCCAUGUGCAUCCUGGGUGCUCUCUUUGGACCGAUCCGACUCCAUACCCAGGGCCUGCAGGUGCUGGUUUCGGAGCUGAUCCCGUGGGCAGUUCAGAAUGGGCGCAGAGCCCCAUGUGUCUUCAACCUGUACUACGAGCGGCGCUGGGAGCAGCCCGUGAGGGCUCUACGGGAGGAGCUGGGCAUCACAGACCCCCCGAUGCUUGUCAGGGCCCUGGCCUAGGCCCUGAGGUACUGCCCACCCUCAACCCCUGGGGGCAGAAGACUCUUUUGCCAUACCUUUGUUCCUUUUCUUUGAACACUGACCCUUGGACAUCAUUUGUCAUAAUUUGUUACAACCACUGCUGAGUGGCUUGAGGGCCACCCAGGAGGGAGCCAGGAGUUGCCCAAAGAGAACCAUGUGUGAGUGGGAAUCAGUCAUCCAGGCUGGUGGGGGCGGGAUGUCUCAGUUCCACUGCCCCUGUUCUGGACUGCUCUUUGCCAUCCAGGGCUUUUUGAGGGCCAGGCUGGAUUUCCUCCAACAGUGAGGGCUAUACCCAGGUACAAAGGCCUGAAAAGGAGCAGGUGAGUCUGCUGUCUGAAUAAAGCCUGCCAUCAGGCCAACUAUCUACCUCUUCCUCUAGCAGCCUUGGGCCUUUGAGCACCAAGGGCAGACAUUCCCUUCAGCCUGAACUUCAGCUACUUGUCCUGUUUCCUUUGGUCUAAAGUCAGACAGACUGGGACUCAAAUUCCCAAUUCCUCCAUCAUUUUCCGGCAGAGGAACUUGGCCCCCCUGUCAGCCCAUUUCAUCAUCAGUAAAAGGGGAAUGAAAACAGCACCCACUUCCUAGGGUCACUGUGGGGAUUUCGUGAGGUGACACUCAGAAGAGGGCUUCAGAGAAAGGGCCCCGGGGACAGAAGGCAAUUAUCCUCAUUGUGAUCACAGGUGAGGAGGCAACUCUGAGGCUGCUGAUUCAUUUUGGAAUGGCACCCAGACAUUUUCCCUGGGUCAGGGUCAAGGAGUUGGGGACAGGCAGGUUGAAAGAAUCACCGGAAGAGUGAGUGACCCUGUCUUGAGUUUUAGAAUGAGAAACACUGAGAGUUUUGGGGAUCCAGCUCCCCUUUGUGUGGAUAGGACAACCAAGGCCCAGAGAUGGGCAAGGAAUUGCCCGAAAUAACUAGAACACAGGCCACGUGUCCUCCUUGGUUGGGUUUCCUAUGCCUCAGUUUCCCUAGGCGCCCCAAGGGUUACAGUUUAUUUACAGCUGUACUCUGUGCGUUAGCAACUGAGAUGCAUUAUUGCACUGAUGCCUCCCAACAACCCAAAGACAAAAGCCAUACUAUUGCUUGCAUUUUACUAAUGAGGCAGUAGGAGCAGAGCUGGGUCUGGAACCACGGGCCUCUCCAAAACCGGCCCCACAUUGCCACACCAGCGCCUCACCCUUCCUUGUGCCAACUGAGUCCCAGUCCAGAUAGAUAGAGCUGGGAGGCUGGAGGCCUACCUCGGAACAGUGGCCUUUUCCAAGAGGGAAGCCUUGUCCUGAGCUCUUUGAAUUUCUGCAGAAAGGAGAGGAUUAGGGUGAGCUUUCUAUAUCUAAUCCUUCUUUGCAGCGUAGGCCAUCUUUCCAGGCCCAGCAUGUUUCCAUGGCUUUCCAGGGUCCAGGCACCCGUUACCCCCAGGUCAGUAAAAGUCAACAGUGCCAAGUUAGGGGGAGAAAGGCCUGACUCGCAGAUGGCCUUCUCUGCCCAGCUGGGGAGUUCACCUGCUCCAGCCACCUGGUGCCUGAAUGGCCCUGGGCCUUUACAGCAUUCAAGAGAUGGGCACUGGCUGUCACAAUUAGCUGGGAAUGAAGUCUGGUCUCCAGAUCUUAGGGUGGCACCAACUCACGAUUGGAAAUAAGUUAUACACUGGCAACAGCUACCACUGAGUUCUUACCACAGCCCAUAAGGCUCUGCCAACUUCUACCUAGAAACUUCCACUCUUCAUCUCAAUAAACUAUGUUGGCCUUC
Neofelis nebulosa (Clouded leopard) is the source of this 2788-nucleotide messenger RNA. RefSeq names its product coenzyme Q4 (gene COQ4). The record is from RefSeq and is a predicted model, not a curated record. Gene Ontology annotation, biological process: ubiquinone biosynthetic process. Lineage: Eukaryota; Metazoa; Chordata; Mammalia; Carnivora; Felidae. The transcript has 8 exons. The coding region runs from base 226 to 1023 and encodes 265 amino acids. Gene Ontology annotation, cellular component: mitochondrial inner membrane; mitochondrion.